Magnolia sinica is the source of this 584-nucleotide messenger RNA. Its product is annotated as NADH dehydrogenase [ubiquinone] 1 beta subcomplex subunit 10-B-like. The record is from RefSeq and is a predicted model, not a curated record. The transcript has 3 exons. Bases 51 to 353 code for a protein of 100 amino acids. Lineage: Eukaryota; Viridiplantae; Streptophyta; Magnoliopsida; Magnoliales; Magnoliaceae.
GAAAUUGGGCGAGAGAACUCAGAGGAGAAGAGAGAGAGAGAGAGAGCAGGAUGGUACGCACGGGCGGAGUAGAGUUCGACGAAAGUCCUCCGGACUUCGAUCCGAGUAACCCGUACGGAGAUCCGGUGGCGAUGCUGGAAUACAGAGAGUAUCUGGUGAGGGAGAAAUGGAUAGACAUAGAGAAGGCGAAAAUACUGCGGGAGAAGGUGAAAUGGUGCUACCGCAUCGAGGGCGUCAACCACCUCCAGAAAUGCAAACACCUCGUCCAGCAGUACCUCGACGCUACACGUGGCAUCGGCUGGGGCAAGGACUCCCGUCCUCCCGAUCUCCACGGUCCUAAGGUUGAGGAGUGAUCCUGCUUGGAGCGUUGAGGUACAGCAAAUUGCCAUUCAGAUGCGGGAGGAAAUGGAAAAGGUGAUGUUAAAACGGAUCUGGUGAAUUCGUGUUUUCAUUAAUCAAUUUCCGAUAUUUGUUUCUUUUGCAUGUGAAGGUGAUUUUUACCAUAAUCAAAAUAACGGACGGCUUGGAUGGAUGAUGUUUGAAUUUCUUGCCAACGUUGCACAAAAUAAGCUUUUCUUUUGCCA